AUGUUCAAUGUUUUACUCGACUUACCUAAAACUUUCUCCGUAGGUAUCGAUGGGAAUUUCUUGUCUAGUGAAAACUCACCCUUCCAAUUGAAAGGAAUCAAACUUGUCGAACCAGGAGUCCACUUUAUCCACCUGGAAGACCUCAACCUCAAUCUUAGAAGUGGCAUUUGGAUCAACGGGAAAGACGACCACACAUUAGUGAUUGAUAUAAAAGAUGGAAUCAGUGAUCUCUCAGUAUUUAUUGUGAACCAUAUGACUAGAGAAAUGAUCGUGAAACCGUCUACGGACCCUGUAGAUGUUGAUUACUCAAUCGAAGUUGGAAAGAUUUUAGACACUAUGAGUGAAAAUUUCCCGUUAAUGGUCAACUAUUCAUCCUUGAAUACCAAACAUCCACACUGGGAGUCACUUACCAAGUAUAUUUCAUUUCCUAGGAUUUUGGACGUAUUGCAAGGUAAUCAUUGGUUUACUCUUCCCAUCUCCACUCUAGAUGCGUCAAAGCAAGAGAAUGAGUAUCUUAUAGACAAACUGAGCAAAACUUCUAUGGAAAAGAACCCCGAUAGGAUUAUACAAUCUCUGAGGAAAGACGACUAUCAAAUGAUAUUUUCAACCAUUGAGUUCAACAAAACUGCUAGACCGAAUGCUACACCCUCUCAGUUGACUCAAGAUUCAGUGGAUAAAUCUUGGUUUGUUGAGACUAAACUGCUUCCCGGCUUACUACUUGAGUUUCAGCUAAGCUUUUUACUGUUCAUGAUACUCAAUAAUGCUAGCGCUGCUUCUCAUUGGGUUAAUAUUAUCAAAAUUAUGCUAAAUUGUGAUUCUUUGGUUGAGAUCAAUGAAAAUCUAUUUAUUGAAUUUUUUGAUUGUUUGAGUAUUCAACUAAAGAUAAUCCCAGAGGAACUGGUAGCUUCUUCGGAUUCAAUGGUGAAUUUACAGGCUUUGAAAGAAAGCCUAACCACGUUUAAUGAAACGAUAGAGAACCCAAAAGUAAGACGAUCUUUCAACAGGGUCAAAGAUACGCUCAAGCUCCAAUUUCAGUUUGAAGAUAUAGAUUUUCUGGAUGAUAUUUGA
Komagataella phaffii GS115 is the source of this 1068-nucleotide messenger RNA. RefSeq lists its product as hypothetical. Gene Ontology annotation, biological process: spliceosomal tri-snRNP complex assembly. The transcript has a single exon. The coding region runs from base 1 to 1068 and encodes 355 amino acids. Lineage: Eukaryota; Fungi; Ascomycota; Pichiomycetes; Pichiales; Pichiaceae. The record is from RefSeq and is a predicted model, not a curated record.